GCGGCUAACUAUCAAUAAGCAUCUUCAGGAGCGGAAAGUGCUAUCCUUUGUUUCUUCUUCUCGCGACGCUUACUGGAGACGAGAAAUGUCCAUCAUCUUCUAAGGGGAGGGUAACAAGGAGCGUUCGAGCCUGCUUGCUCGAGAAUAUCAAAGAAGCUUCUUUUCUUCCUCUCAAGCUCCUCAGCGACCCUCUUGCAUCCCCGCCAAGCUUCCAGAACCUUCGUUUACGAUUUCCGACGUUACUCUGGUGAACUCUUCAUCUUCCUGCUCGGGAGCUCUUUUACAGUUCUUUACUCCUCAGCGUUUCUCCCAGAUAAAAUUUAUUGGUCUCGCUCUCUAAAAGAGCAGGUUUUUAUAGUUUUUACAUCAGCACAAUGGUCUUAGGUGAUUUCUACAAUGGGUCUGGGGAUGGCGCUGCUACUUGGGACGGUUUGGUGCGAAGGAUCUUUCUUUUCUAGGGGAAGACAUUACGCAUUUGUGGAUGGAUCAUCAGUCGGCGCAAGGAGGAAGGAUGGCGAAGAAUGCUUGUGGGGAAGGAUUCAUGGCUAUGGAUUGCGGCGCUGGAAGCCCCAUAUCGGAGGAUCUGCUCAACUUGUCUGGGCUAUUGAAUUUUGAUGGGUUUCAUGAGUCUUCAAGUCCUUUAUUUUCUGACUUGCUUUCCUCCUCCUUUAGUUACUCAUCUUUGCAUCCUAUGUUUGGCAAUUCUGCCACUUUGAUUUCUCCAAGUGGCUUGGAGCAACCUAGGGAUUCAGUUUUAGAGGAUGAAGGGACCUCUGGUGAUGGAGACUCUAGACUCAGAGAAAAGUUGGCAGCUAAAAAUCCUGUUUUGCAAUCAGAGCUUUCACCGAAUUCCGCAGAGGGUGACCUUGAUUCGGUAGAGAAAGACCUGAAAAGGACUUCAACCGUUAUUCUCAAAUCAAUUGGGAAUUUUACUUUCUCCGACAGGAUGCUUAAGGUGCUAUCCUUGCUAAAGCUUUUUUCCUCAGGCGGGGGUACCCUUGCCCAAGUAUGGGUACCUGUUAAGCAAGGUGAUAAUUAUAUUUUGAGUACAUGUGAACAGCCAUUUCUGCUGGAUCAUGUUCUUGCAGGAUAUCGUGAAGUUUCUAGGGUUUUCACUUUCUCUGCAAAAGACACUCCUGGUAUGUUUCCUGGAGUCCCUGGUCGUGUAUUCAUCUCAGGGCUGCCUGAGUGGACCUCAAAUGUCCACUACUACAACAAGUUUGAAUACUUGAGGGUAGAGCAUGCCAUUAGCCAUCAAGUCCGUGGAUCGCUUGCAGUGCCAGUUUUUGAUCUCCAUCAAUCCAAGUGUUGUGCAGUUCUUGAACUUGUCACAAUGAAAGAGAAGUCAAAUUUUGAUAUUGAGAUGGAGAAUGUUUGUCGAGCGUUGCAGGCUGUGGAUUUAGGGACGACCAAAGCAUGUGCUCAUCUCCAGAAUCUUACAAAGGAGCAAAAAUCUGCACUUUCAGAGAUAUUAGAUGUUCUAAGAGCAGUUUGCCAUACACAUAAGCUACCUUUGGCACUCACUUGGAUGCCUAUGGCAUGUGAUAAUGGAACGAGUGAUAAAUCCGUUGCUGGUAGGCAAUAUUUAAAAGAAAGCAUGCUUUGCAUUCAGGAGUCUGCUUGUUAUGUGAAUGAUUCACAAAUGCUUGGUUUUCUGCAAGCCUGUGCUGAGCAUUACCUUGCUAAAGGGCAAGGAAUUGUGGGAAAAGCUCUUUUAUCAACUCAUCCAAUUUUUUCACCGGAUGUUAAAGGGCAUGACAUUGGGGAAUAUCCGCUUGUCCAUCACACACGUAAGUUUGGUUUGCAGGCUGCUGUUGCAAUCAGGUUAAGGAGCAACUACACUGGAGAUGAUGAUUUUGUGUUAGAGUUCUUUCUUCCUGUAAAUUGCAAAGGAAGUGUGGAGCAACAGCACUUGUUAAAAAAAAUUUCAGUCACUAUGCAGGGAAUUUGCAAGAGUUUGAGGGUGGUUUUAGAUACUGAAGUAAACAGGCCUGAUUUCUGUGAAGUUGACACUGCAAAUUUUAAAGUGAGAAGCUCUCUGUCUUCUGAAAUUCUUGGCAGAUUUUCUCAUCCUAUGUCUGAGAGAAACUUACAAAUUUCUGAGAGAAAUAUAGAGGUAGCUGAUGCACUUUCCCAAGAUCAAAAUAUGGAGUAUGACGAGCAGGCAGAGUGUGGGUCGCAAAAGCAAACUGAUAAAAAAAGAAGUACGUCAGAGAAACAUAUAAGCCUGAAUGUUCUGCAGAAAUAUUUUGCAGGGAGCCUCAAGGAUGCUGCAAAGAGCCUAGGAGUUUGCUCCACCACGUUGAAAAGAAUUUGUCGACAGCAUGGGAUUUCAAGAUGGCCAUCGCGCAAGAUAAAGAAGGUCAAUCAUUCAUUAAAGAAGAUCCAGAGUGUCAUAAACUCUGUACAAGGAGUUGAGGGAACGCUACAGUACGAUCCCAAAACUGGAUGGCUUACAGCAGCUGUAGCACGGGAAAAAUUAACACCUGCAACCCAAACAUCAAUAUCAAUGCGUGGCAAUGUGCCAUUUUCUUCUUCGCCUCAGUGUGGAGCUGGGCAAUCAGAUGAGAGGCUGGAAGUUCAGAGAGCGAACGUUCCAAAUGCUUGCUUUACAAAAUCCAAGGUGACUUUUUCUGUACCAAUGAGCUCGGAUUCAGCUGCGGAGGAGGACGAGAUGGAUGUUAAAAUAGAUCUUAAUGUUGGGAGAGAACAUAGCCGUUCUUCUUUUUCGAGCAUGACCGAUUCGUCAAGCGAGAGCACUUCUUGCCGCCCAACUCUCAUAAAAAGCUCAAAAAAUGAAUCUUUAGUUUCCCAUAAAGGUCCAGUCUAUACUGUGAAGGCAACUUACAAAUCUGACACAGUAAGGUUCAAACUUUUGCCAUCAAUGGGUUUGAUGCACUUGUAUGAGGAGGUUGGGAUGAGAUUCAAAUUGUCCAUGGGAACAUUCCAGCUCAAGUAUAUGGAUGAUGAGGAAGAGUGGGUUAUGUUGACGGGUGAAUCGGAUUUGCAGGAAUGUAUCGAAGUCAUGGAAUCUAUUUCUUCUCAAAGUAUGCGACUUCAAGUUCGGGAUGCGCCACGUACAGUCAGCUCAGCCAGCAGCAGCUGCUUGUUAAUGGAGGCUCCAGAAGGUGAGGCCAGGAACUUGGUUUUAUUUUGUACAAUUUGCUGAAGCCUGCUGGGCAAAUCUUUUGUUUGGCAAAUUGAGAUAAAAAAUGGGUUUUUUCUGCAUUAGAAAUGCUUAUACUGUAAAUUUAGGAAAAUGUAUCGAGGUCCCCUGAGCAUGGGGAUGGAAGCUGGUUACUGAGUCCGCGUGCCUUGUGUUUUAAAUAAUUACGUGCUUCUUGUGUUUCUUUUUGUUGUCAAAGGUAUAUAUAUAUACAUUGUACUGUGUAAAAUAUUUUCAUCUUAAAGCUGUUUUGAUCAAGUAGUGAUGAAAAUGAUAGAAAAUGGAUGUA
Phalaenopsis equestris is the source of this 3455-nucleotide messenger RNA. RefSeq names its product protein NLP2-like. The record is from RefSeq and is a predicted model, not a curated record. Gene Ontology annotation, molecular function: protein binding; DNA-binding transcription factor activity. NCBI's taxonomy places the organism in Eukaryota, Viridiplantae, Streptophyta, Magnoliopsida, Asparagales, Orchidaceae.